Messenger RNA from Mustela erminea (ermine), 1260 nucleotides. It is a transcript of the gene CAMK2N2, whose product is annotated as calcium/calmodulin dependent protein kinase II inhibitor 2. Lineage: Eukaryota; Metazoa; Chordata; Mammalia; Carnivora; Mustelidae. Gene Ontology annotation, biological process: negative regulation of protein kinase activity. Gene Ontology annotation, molecular function: protein kinase binding; calcium-dependent protein kinase inhibitor activity. The record is from RefSeq and is a predicted model, not a curated record. Bases 298 to 537 code for a protein of 79 amino acids. The transcript is spliced from 3 exons.
GCCGCGCUCUGCGGCAGUCGGGUGCUCAUCGUCAUUCCGCUCUUGCCGCCGCCGCCACCCCCGCCCCCCGCGCACCGCCCCCGCCCGGUCCCCGUCACCACCUCCGCCGCCGCCGCCGCCGCCUGCCCAGCGGCCCGGGAGGCGGAGGCGCGGGGGAGGAGGCCCCGCUUGGCUCCGCAGCCCCGGAUGCUGCAUGACUUCAUCCUUCCGCCGGCUCCCCUGCUGAGCUAGGGCCGGUCCGGCAGCUAGCCCGCCGCCCGCGCCCCGCCGCAGUCCCGCGCCCACCCCGCGCCCGCCAUGUCCGAGAUCCUGCCCUACAGUGAGGACAAGAUGGGCCGCUUCGCCGCCGACCCCGAGGGCUCCGACCUCUCCUUCAGCUGCCGCCUGCAGGACACCAACUCCUUCUUCGCGGGCAACCAAGCCAAGCGACCCCCCAAGCUGGGCCAGAUCGGCCGAGCCAAGAGAGUGGUGAUCGAGGAUGACCGGAUAGACGACGUGCUGAAGGGGAUGGGGGAGAAGCCGCCGUCCGGAGUGUAGACCCGCCGCCGCGCUCAUGCACUUUAGAACCUCGGGCCGCAGCCCCACCCCGCACACCGGAACGGACACAGAGACCCGCGGCCCUCAGCCCCCGACCCGCCCCCUCCCGCACGGCUCCCCUGCCCCGCCCCUCUCCGGCCGGUCUGGUCCGCAGAGCCGGCUGCCGGCCGGUGUCGAACCGCGCGCGCAGCCAGGGAUGUUUGGCUGCGUAUUUGCAUGAGCUUCCCACCUACCUGAGCCCAGCCCUCCAGGCCGCUCCCUGACUCCCACCCUGUCUGGCGUUACCCCAGCCUCAGCCUCUUUCUAAGGGACUUCCUCAGCACAUUUGUAUUUUUAUAUCCGACUCUUUGUUUACUGGCUCCCCUCAUGGUUCGUGCCCCCCCCACCCCACCCCCAGUCUCGGCCACGCUCUUCUGCGCCUGGCAGAUAGGAUGGGUGUUGAGUCUGAGAUGGAACAAGCCCCCAACAUGGUAACCAACCACAUGGCCAGUCUGCUCACUCUCUGGCAGACCCCUCCUCUCAAGGUAUCACCUUCCAAGGUCCCAGGUCUGAUUUUACCUUGGACCCCUGCAUCCUGCCCCUGGGAACCAAAGUGAGGACUGCUGUGCACCUUUGGAUGACACCUGUGGCCCUGGAGAUGUUUUCAACCCAGGGGUGUCCUUUGUAAAUGUUCUCCAUCCUCACUGUACCAGGAGUGUGUGAAUAAACACAGACCUCCCUGUG